This is a messenger RNA of Brassica napus (rape), 1104 nucleotides long. RefSeq lists its product as uncharacterized. The record is from RefSeq and is a predicted model, not a curated record. The transcript is spliced from 2 exons. Lineage: Eukaryota; Viridiplantae; Streptophyta; Magnoliopsida; Brassicales; Brassicaceae. Bases 1 to 1104 code for a protein of 367 amino acids.
AUGUCAGCCGACGAUGUCAAUAACCUACAAACUCGUGACGGAACUGCCGCCGAUGACAACGUUGACAAGACUCCAGCAGGGAACGUAACCGUGGUCAACGCUGACGAGAACACCGCAGCGUUCGAGGAAGUCAAGAAGAUGUUCUCAAACUUCAAAAAGAAGUCAGCAGAACAAGACAAGGUCAUGAGUUUUCUCGCUAAACAGGUUGAAAGCCUAACAGCGAGAACCAGGGCCAUUCUUCCGUGUGGAGGAACCCGAAUCCGUGGAAGAAGACUUGAUUUCAUGCCUCCUGUGGACCGGUCUGCCAACACGCAGGGAAAAUCGUCUGGACAAAAACCCGACGAAACUACUCCCGUGCCAACGCGGAAAGAGCCGGAAGGCCUUCCUCCCAUCGAGGAAGGUGAAGAAGAUGAAGAAAUCGAACGCGUCGAUUUGGAUUCUAGCAGUCACGCCGAACCUACGGACGAAGACGCAGAUGUGCAUCCACGACGAACAAGGAGCCGUGCGGCUCAAGAUGAUUCCCAGUUCGACAAUCCUAUGACCCAAGAGGAAGAAGCCAUCUUCUGGGACAAACAGGAGGAACUGGCCGAAGAGCAAACUCGGAGUACUCGCAGAAACGCCAACAAGGUCGGAAAUCUGCUAGCCAAAAAUCCGAGAUUCGCGAGGAGGCUCGAAAAAUGCCCUUCACCACCCGCAUCACCAAAACUAAGUACAACCGAUCCUAAGGCACACUUGCAGGCUUUCCAGAAUGCGAUGGGAAGAGCCAAGUUUAGAGACACCGAAAGAGAUGCCGGUGAAUGCCGCCUCUUCGUCGAGAAACUCCGCGGAGCAGCGCUUGAGUGGUUCUCUCGUCUGAAGCAAAAAUCUAUAUGGAGUUUCCGCCAACUCACCUCGGAGUUUCUCAAACAGUACUCUAUGUUCAUAGAUCAAGAAACCUACGAUGUCGACCUCUGGAGUUUAUCCCAGGGAGAAGACGAGUCUCUCCGCGACUUCAUAAAACGGUUCAAAACCGUGAUGGCUAGAGUCAGCGGAAUUAGUGACAAAGUGGCCAUAGAUGCGCUCCGAAAGACUCUUUGGUACAAGUCAAGCUCAAGAAGUGGAUAA